Messenger RNA from Antrostomus carolinensis (chuck-will's-widow), 1868 nucleotides. RefSeq names its product ring finger protein 149 (gene RNF149). NCBI's taxonomy places the organism in Eukaryota, Metazoa, Chordata, Aves, Caprimulgiformes, Caprimulgidae. The record is from RefSeq and is a predicted model, not a curated record. The transcript is spliced from 6 exons. The coding region runs from base 35 to 766 and encodes 243 amino acids.
CCCUCCAACAGGAACAGGAAAUACAGUGGUGAUAAUGGUUGGCUACCCAAAAGGUAUAGAGAUAUUGGAGCCAGUACGAAGAGGGAUUCCAGUAAAAAUGACUAUAGUUGUUGGCACACGACACGUGCAGGAAUAUAUCAGUGGUCAGUCAGUUGUGUUUGUAGCCAUCGCCUUCAUCACCAUGAUGAUUAUAUCGCUUGCUUGGCUCAUAUUUUACUAUAUACAACGUUUCCUGUAUACAGGAUCACAGUUUGGAAACCAGGGACAUAGGAAAGAAACCAAGAAAGCAAUCAGCCAGCUUCAGCUACAUACUGUGAAACGUGGAGAAAAGGGUUUAGAUGUUGAUGUGGAAAACUGUGCUGUGUGCAUUGAGAACUAUAAACUGAAAGACACUGUGCGAAUUCUGCCAUGCAAGCACAUCUUCCACAGAACAUGCAUUGACCCUUGGCUUUUGGACCACCGGACUUGUCCAAUGUGUAAACUAGAUGUUAUCAAAGCUUUGGGAUACUGGGGGGACCCUGAAGAUGUACUUGAAGUUCCGAUACCCGAGUCGAUAAGCGGCAGCGUUUCAGUCGGAAGUCUGAGUAUCGCUUUGCAAGACGAUGACAGAAACGAAGUAAGCGAGUUAUCAGCUUCCUCCACUAACGAGUCUGUAUUGCAAUGCACCAGUUUAAAAGAGGACGCAGGUGAAACCACAGCGUUACUUGAUGUGGAUGUCAGUAAUAACCGGCAUGGAGAACAUCUGUCUAAUGGAAAUUCCCACUGAACUGCUUCAUGGAAGAUAUCUUGAAUAGACUGUUGAAGAACUAUUAUUUUUUAUUUAAUUAGUAUGGACUUCUGUCUAGUUAACGGAAAAAAUAACAAUGUAAAUUAUUUUACCUUUCAAACUUUUCUAGCUGGUGUUCCAAAAGGGCUAAUAACUAAGAAUUUUGUACACAGGAGGAUUUUAUAAAAUCUCCUCUGGAUGUCUCAUCCUAAAAAAAGAUGCAAUAACCCUUUUUCUGUAAGCAUUGUUACAAUGUCAUUGUGUUCCAGAGGGCUGUAACAAAGACGAAGACUAGGCAGUGAAAACAAUGUAGAGUGUCUUAACGGAUAAAUAUUUUGGCUGCACUAUUUACAUUCCGUAUGUACGCAUGGAGAACACUUACAAGACUAUAAAUAUUAAAAUGUUCUGAAAGUUCUGAUCUGUUGUAAUUGGAGAUGGAUAUUUGUAGAAAAGACAUAAUCUAACCUUGAAGGAAUCUAAUAACUUUGUGGAUAUGUUGCAUACCCUUUUUCGUGAUGAAAAAAUUGCUAGUUGCAACUUUCCUUACAAAUACUAAUUUGAUCUUGUAAUGUGUUCUACUCAGAGUGGAUGCUGAGAGAAAAGUAGACUUUUUCCAUCUUGCUAGCUUUUGUACUGAAUUUGGCAGUAAUAGGUUGUGCUGGGUGGUCUUCACGUGCUGAGCAUGUAGACUUAUUUAGGUAUAUGCACACUGGUUACCUCUUUCAAUCUUAAACUCAGUAGACAGAGGUAAAGGGCUAAUUAUGGCUGAAAUAUAUUUAUUAGUCUAUUUAUAAGAAUUUACUUAAUUCCUUCUUAUUCCUGCUCCCAUCCUGUCCCACCUUGUUAUGUAAAAGUUGAAACGGUUUCUUAGGAUCUACAAAGCUUGGUUUUGUUUCUUUCUUUUUCUUUGCAUAGAGAUGCUGGAACUCUUCUCUUGGAUAUUCCACGUUAGGAGUUUUGACUCGGUUUGCCAUUAGCUUUUUUCCUUUCUUUUAGAUUAGCAGUAUUGUGCCUUAUAGUAAAACACUUAGAAACCUGAAGCAUCUGAGAGUAAAUAUAAAACCUGGCAUCUCCCAUUACAACCUCUUAUUCAAAUAUUUCU